Molecule: messenger RNA, 797 nt
Organism: Tyto alba (common barn owl)
Lineage: Eukaryota; Metazoa; Chordata; Aves; Strigiformes; Tytonidae
Gene: MRPL40
Product: mitochondrial ribosomal protein L40
Exons: 4
Coding region: 1-663 (220 amino acids)
Cellular component (GO): mitochondrial ribosome; mitochondrial large ribosomal subunit
Source: RefSeq, a predicted model, not a curated record
AUGACGGCGGGGCGGGAACGUUUGCGAGGCGGAACAGGGAAGGCGGGGCCCGGAGCGCGGGAGCAGCGGGGAGCCAUGUUGGCGGCUGCGGCCCGUGGGAGCCGCGGGUUCAGCUCCUGGCUGCCCCAGGCGGUUCCCUCCAGAGGAAGACACUGGCAGACAUCGCUGCUGGCCCUCGGGGCAUCGCUCCCUGUGAGAGCACAACCGAAGAAGAAGAAGAAAGUGGAUGUAAGGAAAGAGCAAGCACAGAAGGAUCGUAUGAAAAAGAAAAUUAAAAAGUUGGAAAAAGCUGCCCCAGAAAUGGUUCCAAUUGAGGAUUUUGUAACACCACUUAAGUACUCAGAUAACAGCAGGGUGCGAAGUCUUCCCCCUCUGUCAUUUGAGGAGACUGAAAGAAGAGUUUUACUUAUGAAAAAGUGGUCUUUGUUUAAGAUGAAACAAGAUAAGGCAGAAAAGAAAGCAAUUCAGACCCUUGUAGAAGCUCAGCAAGAGGCACUAAAGGAACUACGCCUUGAAUCCGAGGAGUUGUACCAGGCAGCAAUCAGACGAGAUGAAGGGCUUUUCCCCUUUGAGAGAGAUGGACCUAAUUAUACCCCACCACUUCCUGGUUAUGAUCCUCCUGAAGGAAAAUGUGUAGAUAUCACCAAAGUGUAUACGCAGUGAUGGAGGAGUUUGUUGUUCAUCUGGCACAAGCUAUUCAGCCAACUGAAGGAGGAAAGAAUGGAAUAAGAAUAAACAAUUCCUACUGCAGGUUAAAAUACUGUAGGUGUGUGAUUAAAAAAAAAAGUAUUAAUGAA